GAGUUUGAGAAGAAAGAAAUUAUAUAAAAUUAGUACUGCAUCAAAGCUUCCUUCAUCACUAGAACAUUUCUAAUUAAGUUGUAGCCCUCCGCCAGCUUUAGUGGACCUUCCUCCAAUCCAUUCCAUUACUUCCCUUUCCAACUCUCCCUCCCUUAUCCAACCAAAAAGCCAUUGAUUGCUAGGAUGUCAAGUCUAAGGCUAGGAAAGAAGCUUCAACCUGCUAAGAGAGCAUGGAAGAGCUUCUCCACCAGACUGCAAUCAAGAGUACACAAGGUCAACAUUCCUAAAGCCAUCAAAUCCACCUAUAAACAGCUCCUUGUGACCUUGCAUUCCCUCACUUCUAGAACAACACCACAUGCUGCUUCUAACCACCAUGUUCAUAGGCAUAGCAAAAAGAACAUCCCUGCUGUACGCAUCGAUGACCUCUUUGCUGAGCAUGCUUCUUCUUCCAUCCAUCUGGAUGCCAACAAGGGCCAUCAUGCAAGAGGGGAAACAAGCAGAGGGAAAGAGGUAGCGCCGGUUGGCAUGGAAGAGGAUGAGGAAGACAUGGGAGGUGGGAGCAGUGGUAUAGAAACUAUUGAGGAUGCAUGGAAGAUUGUAGUUGCUAAGUCACCUAAGCUGCAGGUAGAUGAGAAAACAAGGGAGUCUAAGUCACCUCAGCUUCAGGUGGAUGAGAAAGCAGAGGAGUUCAUCUCCAAGUUUCAUCAAGAUAUGAGGAUUCAGAAAGAGAGGUCUCUGCUGGAAUCACAGGAAAGGCUAGAUCGAAAUGGCUGAAAGAAACUUGAUUCCCACUAUCUAUUCUCUCUACCACAUCGUAUGUGAUUCAUAGUAACAUGGUACAUGGUUGAUUGGGAUUGCUUUUCUAGUGCUUCAUCUUGGGUUAUCACAUGGAGUGGAUUUGCAAGGAAGUUAUGACAAGAUAUCUUGGAUUUUUUUAAGGAAUUAUUUUUCCUUUGCCUGGUUUUAAAUUUAAUUCUUCAUUCUUAGCUCACAGGAAAUACUCAAUUGUGGAUUUAUUUUACUCUGAUCAACUCAGUUUGUAAACAAUGUAAUAUAAGUCAGAAAGAGCAUUAUUGUUCUUGUUUUUCAGUGUGCAA
This is a messenger RNA of Lotus japonicus, 1097 nucleotides long. RefSeq lists its product as uncharacterized. Lineage: Eukaryota; Viridiplantae; Streptophyta; Magnoliopsida; Fabales; Fabaceae. The transcript has a single exon. The record is from RefSeq and is a predicted model, not a curated record. Bases 184 to 774 code for a protein of 196 amino acids.